Messenger RNA from Xylona heveae TC161, 962 nucleotides. RefSeq lists its product as hypothetical. The record is from RefSeq and is a predicted model, not a curated record. Gene Ontology annotation, cellular component: endoplasmic reticulum. Lineage: Eukaryota; Fungi; Ascomycota; Xylonomycetes; Xylonales; Xylonaceae. The transcript is spliced from 2 exons. Gene Ontology annotation, molecular function: procollagen-proline 4-dioxygenase activity; L-ascorbic acid binding; iron ion binding. Gene Ontology annotation, biological process: peptidyl-proline hydroxylation to 4-hydroxy-L-proline. Bases 147 to 962 code for a protein of 271 amino acids.
CUCCCUCUCGUCACAGAGAUCACUUAAACUUCAUCCCGCCCAACAUAUACGAGUCUGCUUUUCUCCGCAUAUACUCUCCUAAUUCUCUUCUCCAAAUCACUGUGACCAAUCUUUCAUUCAAUCAAGGCAAGUAACACAGAAAUACAAUGCCUCCGAAAGGCAGCAAACGCAAGGACACCGCUCCGGCAUCUUCAGCCAAAUCAGCCACAACGACUAUUGCAAAAUCUACAGCUCGCCCCAACUGGCCACCUUUAGAACCACUUGUGCCAAACUGCGAUCUUUCUCUGUCAACUCUCGUGGAGAAUCAAAUAAUCACUAUCCCUAAUUUCUUCACCGCCAGUCUCUGCAAGACCUACGUGUCUUUUCUCUCAAGCCUACCAUUUCUCACGACUCCCGCUAAGCCCAAAAAGGGCGAUGCUGUACGUGUCAAUGACCGUUUCCAGAUUGAAGAUCCCGCUUUUGCGGAACAGCUAUGGAACUCUACCGCUUUGAAAGAUUUGGUCUGCGGAUCUGCUAUAUCAGAGUAUGAUUAUGCGGAAGAGGGUAUGUCUGAAGCGGCCAGACGCCAGUUAUGGGGCGGAGAAGUCGUCGGAUUAAAUCCGAAUAUCAGAAUCUACCGCUAUCGAAAGGGGCAGUUUUUUGCACAGCAUUACGACGAGUCCAACAAACUUAGUCUUCCGACUACACCCACCGCGACCCCCGCCAAAACCACUUGGACUUUACUCAUCUACUUAACAUCUCCUUCAUCCGGAUGCAUUGGUGGAGAAACAGUAUUUUAUCCGGACCCGUCAACGUCAUCAUCAAGCAAUGGCCUCACCAGCGGUAAAUCUGUGGUCGUAUCGCUCGAGACUGGCACUGCGCUCCUGCACAAGCAUGGGGAGGACUGCAUGCUGCAUGAAGGGCUGGAGGUAAAAGAGGGCGAAAAAUGGGUCAUUCGAAGCGAUUUAUGUGUUCGGCGAUAA